AUGAUUUAUGCUAUUGAUAAGUUUAUCAAUAACAAUCCUUAUUUAUUACCAGGCAUUAAAAUUGGCUGGAAAAUCAUCGAUUCCUGUGAAAAUCGUACUGUCGCCUUACAAAAUGUUGCCUCUAAUUUAAUACUAUCUGAGAGGCGAAACUUCCCACAGUUGCGGUGUAAUUUAGAUCCUUAUACAAAUUCGUCACCUAUAGUUGGCUUAAUCGGUGCAAAAAAUGAAGAUAUUACCAUUUCUACGGCAGCAUUGACUAGCAGCUUAAAGAUACCACAGAUUAGUUACUUUUCUUUUGACAAAUUAUUAAAUAACCGUAAAGUGUUUUCAUAUUUCUAUCGCACAUCUAUAUCCUCUACUACUCAAAUUAAAAAUAUAUUUGAUAUAAUCAAUUAUUUUAAAUGGAACUGGAUUUCUUUUGUUCUCACAGACAAAUCAACUUUCGAAAUGAUUCAAUCUAGCAAAAGUGAAGCUCAAAAUAAACAUUUAAUAUGCUACGAAGAAAUCUAUCGACUAGGAAACAAUGCUACUCUGGAAGCAAUCGCUAACGUUGUAUCGAAACUAAAAUAUCAGUCUCGAGCUCAAGCUAUCGUUCUUCUUGGCAAGGAAACUACUAUCUACAGCUUCUUAUUGGAAGCACAAGCUCAAAAUUUGACCGGUAAAACAUUUAUUGGUUCCUAUACUUGGCUAACAUCAAGAAAAAUUCAACAAAUUGAUUAUCGCAUUAUUGGCGGUGCUAUUGGUAUUGCUUUCAAUAGUCAAUCUAUAAAAGGAUUUGACGAAUAUUUACACCAACUCAAUUUCUGCAAUAAUUUAGGCAACCCGUGGUUUAUGAAAUUAUGGCGGAAAAAGUUAACAGAAUUAGGUUUAGAUGUAGAUAAAACUGUUGCCAAUUGCACAUUAAAUGGAGAAUGGAAAAGAUCGUUGGGAAAUUCAUUCUAUUCUCCAAGCUUUAAAGCAGUCUUCGUUAUGGAUGCAGUCUUGGCUUACGGCCAUGCUUUGCAUAGUUUAUUAGGCUGUAAUUAUACUCAUUGCUCACUAACGCAAACAUCUAGCCUGGACAGAGAGCUUUUCAACGAUAUUUUAGGUCGUGUUCAUUUCGCUAGCAAAUCAAGCUAUGCAUUUACUUUUAGAUCAGAUGGAAACACAGAUUCACUUCUUGAUAUUGUCAAUUUGCAAAGAAUAUUGGUAAAAGGACACAGUAGAAUAAGAGCAGUUGUAAUUGGUUCAUGGGACAGGAAAAGUGGCUUAUUAAUUAGUGACAACAAAAUCAUUUGGAAUGGAAAUAAGCCUUGGACUCAAAUACCUGUAUCACGAUGUUCCGCAGAUUGCCUUCCCGGCUAUCAUAUGUAUCAAGGUUUAGAAAUUCAUCAGAGUCAAUUAUCUUGCUGCUGGACUUGUAAGAAAUGUCAGGGGCAUAGCAUCACGAAUAAAAUGAAUUCUCUUUAUUGCACGCAGUGUCCAAAUUUAACCAAUCCAAAUCAUAAUAAUACGCAGUGUGUACCAUUGCCAUUAGUCCAAGCGCGAUAUGGAAGACCGAUGAAAAUCAUUUAUUUUAUCAUAGUAACGAUAUAUUUUGUCCUUUUAAUUGUCAUAUGGACGGUCAUUAUUGUUAAGCGCAAUACUCCAAUCGUUAAAGGUUCUAAUUUUAAACUUACUAGCUUAUUACUAUUUUUUCAUGCAAUAGGUGUACCAGCUUCUUUUCUAUUCCUAGCCCAGCCAACCAUAGCCAUUUGUUAUACACGGAUAUUUAUGAUAACCACAUUUGUUAUAGGUGUUUAUGCAACUAUACUUUGUAAAACAAAUCAAGUUUCUACGAUAUUUCACAAUCCGGUUAAUAAGAGGGCAAAACUGGCACAUUUAACAAAGAAUAGAAGUCAAUUUACUUUUAUUUUUACUAUUAUACUAGUAGUCAAUGGAAUUUUACUUUGCUUAGUUAUUUCCAAACCUAUUAAUAUUAAAAUGCAGCGCACAUAUGAUAACCAAGUGGAAAUAUUAUGUCAUGUUGACAAUUUCUAUUUCGAUAUCAACUUAUUAACGUGGAUGGCUGUUUUAGGACUACUUAGCCUCUACUUUGCGUUUAAAGCACGCUCAUUACCUGAUAAUUUCAAUGAAUCAAAACAUAUUUAUCUAUCAUCGCUGUUAAUAGUGGUUUUAGGAAUUUGUUGCUUCCCUAUUACAUUUAUAGUAAGCGGAAGUAUGGCUGAUAGCGUAAGAGGGAUAACUACUUUAAUCAUCGGUUCUUCGCCAUUGCUUUGUUUAUUUCUUCCCAAGCUCUAUAUUAUCUUUUAUAAAUCAGAAUUGAAUACUCGGCAACAAAUCAUG
Molecule: messenger RNA, 2325 nt
Organism: Trichoplax adhaerens
Lineage: Eukaryota; Metazoa; Placozoa; Uniplacotomia; Trichoplacea; Trichoplacidae
Exons: 2
Biological process (GO): regulation of synaptic transmission, glutamatergic; G protein-coupled glutamate receptor signaling pathway
Cellular component (GO): membrane
Molecular function (GO): adenylate cyclase inhibiting G protein-coupled glutamate receptor activity
Source: RefSeq, a predicted model, not a curated record